Trichomycterus rosablanca is the source of this 1817-nucleotide messenger RNA. RefSeq names its product glypican 1a (gene gpc1a). Lineage: Eukaryota; Metazoa; Chordata; Actinopteri; Siluriformes; Trichomycteridae. The record is from RefSeq and is a predicted model, not a curated record. Gene Ontology annotation, cellular component: plasma membrane; synapse; extracellular region. The coding region runs from base 158 to 1816 and encodes 552 amino acids. Gene Ontology annotation, molecular function: fibroblast growth factor binding. Gene Ontology annotation, biological process: negative regulation of fibroblast growth factor receptor signaling pathway; regulation of protein localization to membrane; cell migration. The transcript has 9 exons.
CGGACAGGUCUGAAAUGCCAUGAGCGAGAGUCAUGGCACCACGUCGGAUUAAUUAAACACGGAUUCUGGCCCUGGGACGGACGCAGACACCGGAUGCUUUGGCGUUUCUUUGAUUUAAAUCGCGUCUUAUCGUAGUGACAGUGCGGCUCGGGGAGAAAUGGCUGUCCCGCCGGUCGCAGUCGUCAUCCUGCUGCUCUCGUGUGCGCGCACCGACGCCAACAGCGCGGCUGGCAAAGCGCGCAGCUGCUCGGACACGCGCCGCUUCUACAGCGGGAAAGGAUUCACUCUCUCCGGCGUCCCGAGCACAGAGAUCUCCGGCGAGCAUCUUCGAGUGUGUCCUCAAGGCUACACCUGCUGCACAAGCGCCAUGGAGGACACCCUGUCCAACCUGAGCCGCAGAGAGUUCGAGGGACUGGUGAGAGAGGCAGGACGUUCCAUCCAGGCUUCACUCAACGCCCAGUACAGGAGUUUUGACACGUACUUCCUGGAGCUGCUGGACAAAUCUGAGCACUGGCUGGAGGAUGAGUUCGUUAAAGCUCUGGGUUCUCUGUACGCUCCCAACGCCGGCGUGUUCCGAGAGCUCUACGUCGAUCUGCGCCACUACUACCACGGCACGCCGCUGAACCUGGAGGAGGCGCUGGACGAGUUCUGGAUGCGCCUGCUGGAGCGUCUGCUGAAGGCUUCCGACCCGUCGCUCGUCUCCGACGAGUUCCUGGAAUGUGCUUCGAAGCAGACGGAGACCCUGCAUCCAUUCGGCGAGGCGCCGCGGGAGCUCAAGGCCCGGCUGGUGCGCGUGCUGGUCGCUGCUCGAGCCUUUGUGCAGGGCCUCAACAUGGCAGGAGAGAUCGUGAGGAAGGUUUCUCAGGUUCCUCUGAGCUCUGAGUGUAAUCGUGCCAUCAUGAAGCUGGUGUACUGCCCACACUGCCGGGGCCUGGGCUCCAGCAAACCCUGCGCCAAUUACUGCAAGAACGUCAUGAAGGGUUGCCUGGCCAACCAGGCCGACCUGGACACUGAAUGGCAGAAUCUCAUUGACUCCAUGCUGCAGGUGGCCUCGAGUUUUGGCUCGGAACCGAGCAUGGACGUGGUUCUGCACUCCAUCCCUGUGAAAAUCUCAGAAGCUGUGCUGCACAUGCAGGAGAACAUGGAGCUCUACACCAGCAAGGUUUUCCAGGCAUGUGGUGAGCGUGGAGAGGAGGGAACACAAAGCAUGAUGUCUGAUGAACCCAAGAAGGACAACAGUGUGACGGUACUGGAGUACAAACCCAGCUCCUCAACAGCAGUCCGUCUGGAGGUGCAGGUCUCAGACGUGUCCAGUAAACUGAAGGAGAUGCAGCUGUACUGGAUCCAGCUUCCCUCGGCUCUGUGUGAUAGUAAAGCAGCAUCAGGCUCGUCCAAUGAUGAGGACUGCUGGAACGGCGUGGCUAAAGCUCGGUACCUCCCCGAGCUCAUGGGAGAUGGUCUGGCCAGUCAGAUCAAUAAUCCUGAGGUGAACAUCGACAUCACUAAACCAGACAUGACUAUACGACAGCAGAUCAUGCAGCUGAAGAUCAUGUCUAAUAAACUGAAAAAUGCCCUGGAUGGCAGCGAUGUGGAUUUCCAGGACACAAGCGACGACUUCAGCAGUUCGGGCAGCGGCAUGUGCAGCGAUCAUCUCUGUGUCCGAGGCAGGCCGCCUGUCUUUGGUCCAAAGCACGUCCAGCCUGAUGUGGAUUCCUACGGGACAAAGAACAAACAAGCGAAAGGCGCCGGCUGUGUAGCACUACCGUCUGUCUCUUUCAUUCUAAUUCUGAUGACAAGUCUCUUGCUCAGACGGUAAU